AUGGAGUAUGCAAGGCGCCAGCAGCAGAAGGAGACAAACCAAAAGGCCAUGAAUAAAGAAAGGGAAGCUGCAAAGGAGAAACUUCAUAAACUAUUAUCUGAGAAGAUUGACAAAGAACGGCAGCAGCGGGAAGACAUGGAGCGGGUGCGUGAAGAACUUUACUUAGAGGAGCAGCAAGAGGCUAACAGACAGAGGGAGAUCUUGGAAAUGGAGAAGAAGAUCCGUCAGCGGUUGAUGAUGCAGCAGACUUGUCAGCAGCAAAUGGCUUUCAAAGAAGUGCAAAGACAAGCAGAAAGAGAAGAAGAAGAAGCUUUCCGAAAGAUUAUGCUUGUCAAGUUUGCUGAGGAUGAUCGAAUAGAGCAGAUGAAUGCUCAAAAACGUCGUAUGAAGCAGCUGGAACACAAACGCGAAGUAGAGAAACUCAUAGAGGAACGGAGACGGCAGCAUGAGGCCGAUAAGGAGUUUGUUGCAAAAGAACAAGCUCUUGAAGAGGAGAGGGAGGCACUGCGUAUGAAAAUCAUUGAAGAAGAGAGACAGAAGCUUCUUAAACGUCAUGCAAAACAGCUACUUGGUUACCUUCCUAAGGGCUUGCUUCGUGUAGAUGACCUCGCGCAUUUAGAUGAAGACUUCAGAAAAAACUUUCAAACUCGUGACGCUGAUAUCUUCUCAGAAGACGACUGGGAGGACUAUAAUUAA
This is a messenger RNA of Knipowitschia caucasica, 696 nucleotides long. Lineage: Eukaryota; Metazoa; Chordata; Actinopteri; Gobiiformes; Gobiidae. The record is from the annotation of a GenBank genome assembly.